AUGUCUCCACAACAGAAAGCUCUUGUUCUUCCCCGGCAGGGCAACCUUGAGCUCAGCUUCCGCAGUAUCCCCAGUCCUGAUGCCGGGCAGCUCCUGGUCAAGAUACAAUCUGCAGCUCUGAACCCAUUUGACUACAAUAUCACGAACACAGAUUAUGUGUCUCAUUACCCUGCCGUUCUUGGAAUGGAUAUUGCUGGCAUUGUCGAGGAACCAGGGGAAGGUGUCCACAACUUCCGCAAAGGCGAUAGAGUAUUGGCGCACGGCAGGUUCACCGAUGACUUUACUGCAUUUCAGCAAUAUGCUUUGACCGCCGCGAGCUUUACAGCAAAGAUUCCUGCAAGCGACUCGGAGUCCUUCGAUAGCGCAGCUACUGUUCCUCUGGGAUUAGAUACUGCUGUUGUGGGCUUGUACGGAGAUCAAUUCGGAGCUAGGAUAACACCUCCCCUCCAUGGUCAAUCAAUGCCCCAUAAGGUCACUCACUGCAAGCUUCUCUAA
Molecule: messenger RNA, 495 nt
Organism: Suillus fuscotomentosus
Lineage: Eukaryota; Fungi; Basidiomycota; Agaricomycetes; Boletales; Suillaceae
Product: chaperonin 10-like protein
Exons: 3
Coding region: 1-495 (164 amino acids)
Molecular function (GO): oxidoreductase activity, acting on NAD(P)H
Source: RefSeq, a predicted model, not a curated record